CCCUGCAGCCAGAUCCUCCGCGGCACCGGCGCCUCGUGAUGUCACGGCAGCUUUGAUACAAAGAGCCCCUUCGGCCCACGCGGGUCUCCCGGCAACGGGUGCAGGCGGGGGCGGGACCGGCGGCUUCAACUGGUGCAGAGCAGCGCGCCGCCUGGAUUGUUUUCGGAGGACUGUGCUGGUUUGGUCCCUGCGCGCCCCACCCGACCCGACUCGACCAUCGCCUGGCUUCUAUUCCAUCUGCAGCAGCUCGACCCGCGGUCGGUCGGGGGAUGCGCACCCCACUGGCUUCCGGAUGCCAGGCCAGCGACAUCUCUAGCUCUACGUUUGCUGAUGGCGAGCUCCUCCCCAGGGAACCCGGCUUCUUCCAGGAAGACGAGGAGGAAGCAAUGACACUGGCCCUGCCUGAGGGACCCCAGGAGUUAGAAAUGGACACCCCCAUGGAGAGCAGCCAGGGCCUGGAGGGUUCUGGCAGGAGCCCUGGCGAUGAGAAGGAGCCUGAGCUGGGAGGUCUGUUCCUGCCAGAGGACAAGUCCCUGGUCCUCACUCCAUCCAUGACCACAUCAGACCUUUCCACUCACUCCACCGCCUCUCUCAUCAGCAACGAGGAGCAAUUUGAAGACUACGGAGAGGGGGAUGAUGUGGACUGUGCUCCCAGCAGCCCCUGCCCCGAUGACGAGACCAGAACCAACGUCUACUCAGAUCUAGGAUCAUCAGUGUCUUCCAGUGCGGGACAGACCCCGAGGAAGAUGCGCCAUACCUACAACAGUGAACUGCUGGAUGUGUACUGCUCUCAGUGCUGCAAGAAGAUCAACCUGCUGAAUGACCUGGAGGCCCGGCUGAAAAACCUAAAGGCCAACAGCCCCAACCGGAAGAUCUCAAGUACAGCUUUCGGACGGCAGCUCAUGCACAACAGUAACUUCAGCAGCAGUAAUGGCAGCACCGAGGACCUGUUUCGGGACAGCAUCGACUCCUGUGACAAUGACAUCACGGAGAAGGUGAGCUUCCUAGAAAAGAAAGUGACAGAGCUGGAGAAUGACAGCCUGACCAGUGGGGACCUGAAGAGCAAGCUGAAACAGGAGAAUAUGCAGCUGGUGCACAGGGUGCAUGAGCUGGAGGAGAUGGUGAAGGAUCAGGAGACCACAGCAGAGCAGGCACUGGAGGAGGAGGCGCGACGACAUCGUGAGGUCUACUGCAAGCUGGAGCGGGAGAAGAGCACGGAGCUGGAGCUGCUCAACACCAGGGUGCAGCAGUUAGAAGAAGAAAAUACUGACCUGAGAACAACGGUGGCUCGGCUGAAGUCACAGACAGAGAAACUGGAUGAGGAACGGCAGCGCAUGUCUGACCGUCUGGAGGACACCAGCCUACGCCUCAAGGACGAGAUGGACCUUUACAAGCGCAUGAUGGACAAGCUGCGGCAGAACCGCCUGGAGUUCCAGAAGGAGCGGGAAGCGACGCAGGAGCUCAUUGAGGACUUGCGGAGGGAGCUGGAACACCUGCAGAUGUACAAGCUGGACUGUGAGCGGCCGGGUAGGGGCCGCAGCUCAUCCGGCCUUGGCGAGUUCAACGCCAGAGCGCGAGAGGUGGAACUUGAGCAUGAGGUCAAGCGUCUGAAGCAGGAGAAUCACAAACUGCGGGACCAGAACGAUGACUUGAAUGGGCAGAUCCUGAGCCUCAGCCUGUAUGAAGCCAAGAACCUCUUUGCCACCCAGACCAAAGCCCAGUCUCUGGCUGCAGAGAUCGACACAGCAUCUCGCGAUGAGCUAAUGGAGGCCCUAAAGGAGCAGGAGGAGAUCAACUUCCGACUGAGACAGUACAUGGACAAGAUUAUCCUGGCUAUACUGGACCAUAACCCCUCCAUCCUGGAGAUCAAACACUGAGCCAGGGCUGGCUGCAGAGCGGCCAUUGGACCUGGGACCUAGGGGUAGGCCUGCCUGAAGAUGAAGAUGCAGGCAGGACCCCACACUCACUCUGUAAAUGUACCUCUGACCACCCUGUAUGUGUGUGCUGGUGUGUGUGUGGAAGACCGCACACACAGGCAGAGGAGUGAGCUUGGGACCGAGGCUGUGGGUGACGACCCAUGGUGAGCUGUGUGUGCACUUUGCAGCCCCUUUGCGAGGCGCUGAGGGGGCUGGCUAUGGGAGGGACACUCUCAGGAGUUACAGCAAGGACUGGAAGCUCGCGUUUAGCAUACUGAUGAAAUGAUUCUACCUCUGUGGAUAAGGGUUAGAAGGCGCUCUCAGGAGAUGUGUCGUCUGUCCCGUACCCCGUACCCCCCAGAGUGGGGACAAAAUUGUUACAUUCUCCAGAAUUUGGUGUCCUUGCCAGCCUUUCUGGCUACCUUUCAAACCCAGGUUUUUUAAGCUCAGAGGAGGAAGGGGUGUUUGUGGGUAGCCCUCUGGGGUGCAGGUAAAUGGGGUCCAAUGGACUCAGGUCUACAGCUGGUGUGCACUGUCCAUGCCUUUGGGUUGAAUCCUUCGUAGUUUUCCGUGUCCUUCCCAGCCUUGCUUUCCUACCUCCCCUUUCUGGUUUGGCUUCGGUUUGUUUUGAAGACAGGAAAUAUACACAGCAUUCACUUAGGGGUGGAAGGAAGGCCAAGAAGAAGGGUGGAGUGCCCAAGGCAGGUGUUAACACUGGGGCCAAAGGGAGUGAUUGCCUGGGAGACACGUGUUCCCAUGGCUGCGUCUUAACAUGUGUACAGAUGCACCUUGGGGAGGGCAGGCCGGGGAGGUAGCCACACCCCUUUUUGCAGCUCUCAGGCACACCUGAACCUGGUCCCCCACUAGAGAGCAGGCUCUGCUGCUAGGAGGUCCCAUGGAGAACACUGGGGGAAGCUUAGUCUUCCUUGUUGUGAAUACGUGGUGGGCAUUCCCUCCCGCCCAGAUUUUUUUUAUGAAUGUGAUCAUAAAAAAUCCUGGCAGAUGUUGAGGCAUCUGGGCGUAGACCUGGACUGUUGCAGUUCAUCUCAGUUUAUAUGGUUUGUGAUCGGCUCCCUCUUCCCCAGUGCAGAUAAACAUGGAAGGUCUUAAGUCUUUCCCCUGUCGCUUGUUUUCUUGAGCACAUCUUGUGUAAUAGAAAGGAAGGUCUGGAGAUGUUGGGGAGGCUAGUGAGCAGCAGGGGGUCAGUGGAGGGUAAAGAGGGGACAGAGGCAGGGCUGUGGCUGUUGCUUUUCAGCCCUCUUGCUGUGCUGCCCUUGGCUCUGCAGAGUGUUUUAAUUGUGUGCACAGAGUCGUCUUGUGCUGUGUAGAUGGCAGGUGAGUUGCCUUGCCCUGGGCUGCCUGGGUGAGCCACACCAGGAAGACAGGAAGGCUUGAUCUUAAGGUGCAGGUCUCCGUGAGCAUUCCCUGGGUCUGAGAAGACAGAGAAGGGCUGGGUAGGGAGACUUGAGGAUGUGUCAGUAGGAAGGUUGAUCCAGGUGUCAUGCUGGCAGGAGCGGGGCAGAGACCAACUGAGUGUCAGUCCUGGUCUGUGGGGGCUGCCUCAGGGAUGGGUGCUUUGUACUUGAAAUUGUAUGGGGCCUCCAGUUUCACUGGUGUGUAGUUUCCAGAGAGGCCACAGAGGCCAGUGUCACAGCGGAACAGAGAAAGAAGAAACUUCCGUCAAGGCAACACACAGGCAGGGCUUUUGGCCCACAUUGUUGGGCUGCAAGAAUGGGCUCCCUGAGGAAAUGCCAAGUUUGGAGGCCCCCAUGGACGUGGACCCUUACUGUAGGCCUCUGGAAGAUGACUUCUGAGGGCAGGACUGGCUUCCAGGCCUCACACACCUCAACCAGAAUACACUUGAGAAAACUUGUUAACUUGGCCUAAGAUCAUAUGUGUUGUUUCUUGUAGUGGUAGCAGUAGGUUUUUGUUUUAUUUUUUUGAGACAGGGUCUUACACUGUAGCUCUGACUGCCCUGGAAUCAAGGUAGGCCUCUUGUCUUAGCCUCCAGAGCGCUGAACUUACAGGCCUGAGUCACCACUCCCAGUUCAUUUUUAAAAUGUUUUUCUGGCCUUGAAAGCCCAGGGUUCCUAGCGCGAUGCUCUUGAGAGGUCGCAGAACUUUCCUUGGUUGGGAGAGUCUGACUUCUUUCUCUGCUGCCUCCCUGGCUCACUUUCCGUUUGGUUAGAUUUGAAUUUCAGAUAAGCAAGUGGUUUGUAACGUUUAGAAUCACGAUGUUCCAAGCCAUGCUUGAUACUUUGGGAGCUUUUUACUAUUCUGAUCCUCACGUGUUCUAACAGUUGGUAUAGGUGUGGCCCGGGCCUUGGAAUGCUUUAAGAAUGCCCCAGGUGAAGCUAAUUUAGCUAAGUGUCCUGUGAAGGGGUAUUGCUUUUCCUAGAUCAGACGACUCCCUCCGGGAAGGGUCAGCAGUAACCUUCCAGGAUCCGAGGAGGCUGGGGCAGUGCAGCAGACGCGCUUUUUAUGUGAUGCUAAGAGGUCCUUGUGUUCCAUCAGAAGCCAAACAGAAUGAACUAAUGUGUUCCUGUGUCUGUUUCCUUUUAGCUUAGAAUUAGCUGGGUUUUAAUUUGAACUGGUAGCUUUCCUUGAGAUUCUACAGAGGGAAUUCCUUUUUAAAUUUUUAUUUUUGACACGCUGAAAACACAAAGCUCAAGGACCACGCAGAACUCCAGGACUCGAGACUGGGUUCGCCAGUUUGGCUGUGUGCUGGUGUCACCCGAGGAAGUUCUGAAAAGACUUCUGAUGCUGGAGGGCUUGGGAGUGUGGCACGGGGGCAGAGUGCCUGGCGUGGGGCUUAGUCUCUGGCUGCAUGAAAGUCCCUCUGUGCCUGGCGGCGUGGGUAGCAUGGGCGGCCCCGCACCUGUGUGUGCUUUGCUCUUCCCACGCUGUUCACGUGCAGCUCAAGGCCAAGGAGAUCGUUGGCUCAAGUAGGGAAACCACGUGAAAGUCCCCAAGCUCGAGCAGGGCUGUUUGAGAAGCUUGUCUUAGACUGAGGUGAUAGAAGACAGAUGACUUUUGGUAAUUAUGCCCCAGGAGAGAGUCCAGCUGCUCUCACUCGCCUGGACGUCUGUCUCCCCUAGUGGCUUCCUGCCUGGGAUACCUAGAGUCGCAGGAAACAGGUGCCAGCUGUUGAGCCCAUUGCAAAGUGGGGGCAGAUAAUGAGGUGAGAGCUGGGCCUGGACAGCAGCAUCAGGUGCAGUGGUCACUUGCCUUGGUGGCUUUGUCCAUGUUCUGACUGCAGUGAGGAUGUCCCAGUUGCUUCUGUCGGUGUCAAAUCACCCAGUUCACACGGUGGAGGCUCUGGGUGAUACUCCUAUGGCUAGUCUGAGCUGUGAUCGUGCUGGUUCCAGUGGUCCAAGGGAUGUUGUUACACACUGGGCUCUGUAGGGGAUCUGGAGGCUCUUCAUCAAGGCCCUCGGAAGCAGGGGGAAUUACUCCAUGAGGCAUUGGCAAAUUUCCACCUAUGUAGACAUGGCUGAUGGGACCUGGGAAAGGUUUAAGGUGGUCACCAGGCCAGCCCGACAGAUACCCAGUGACUCUGUAGACGUUAGGUGAAGCUCCUUAGGACUUCAGUGCUGCCCCUUCUCCCCAAUCUUUCCUUCUACCCUCACUGGGGUCCAAGGACUUGCCUCUGGCGGCUCCUCAGGUUGGUACCACUAACUUGUUCACCAAGGGGCCUCAAGUUAGAGUGGCCAAAUCUUGACAGCACCUCCCUGUCCUGCCUCCUAUCUUGACUGUGCACGCGAUGGAUAUGUUGGGGAAGGUGGAGCUAGCCUGCCCUACCUUCUGCCAUCUCAGCUGCCCAGCUAAGAAAACAGCCACUUCUAGAAGGCUUAGUUUCUGAAAGCAUAGCAAGGUGACAGCCCUUGUCACCCUAUUCACCAGGAGCUGGGUAUCUUUGAUGUACUACUGUCCUUGUGGGCUCCUCUUCCCAUUGUGACUGUAAUGUAGGGAUGUCUACCCCAGAGGUACCAGCUUGGGUGGGUAGGGGGACAACAUCCCAUGCCACCUCUCUGAUGACCCUACCUCUUGCUGGGGCCAUCUGCUUUCUUGUUCUACACAGGCUGGGUUUUGUCUGCAUGGUUUGGGGUCCUUGUGCCUUUUUUCCUUUGUGGACCACACAGGAUUCUCUGUUAUCCACUGCCCCCUUUUGUACACCCCCUUACCCAUCUCCCCAGUCCUGUGUGUACUCAUGUGUGCAGCCAUGUGGCAGACCCUGCUUCCCCAUAGGUCUCCCAGCCUCUGUUGACUUGGUAACUUUUGUACAGGAUCUUUUGUUACAGUCUUAAGCACAGGGAACACUUAGUCCCUGUGUACCUGCAGCUAGUUUAGAAGCUCUGUGUCCCAGACAAGGGUAGCUUUGUGUAGACCAGCUUCUUCCACAAGCCUCAUCUGUGUGAGUGUGGAUAUUUAUAGAAGACGGAUCACCUUUAACCCGGCACUGGCCCCAGCAGGGGGAUUACAAGUCUGCCAGACUCCAUGCAUGGCUCUUGUGGAGGAAGCCCCAGCCAUGUGGUUUCCAGUGCUUUGCAAUACAUUUGGGUUUAGGGCCACUGUGUCUGGUGUCUCUCCUCCCCACCCCCCGUGUGUGCUGAAGGAAGUCAUUUGCUACUGUCCCUGCCUACUAGCCCUUCCUUGUCUGCUGGUGCUCAGACCAGAGUGCCAUUACUCACCAGACUGAUGUCAGGACCUGGACAGGACAGACAGUGUGUGUUGAAGACACACAGCCUGCUGGCUCCCAACUUCAGCACUUCGUGCUCUGGGGCUGGGCCUGCUGGGGCGCAGGUGGAAAAAGCUACCAGCGAUAGGUUCUGAUUUUCCAGGAAUUCCAUCUGGGGUUUUGCCCCAGAAGCCAGUAAUUGCAAAUGGCCUUAGCUUUGGGGUUGGAAAGGAACUUCCACUGUAGACCCCAGGGAGAGGAGAGGGGUGAAUCCCAGGCCCUGAACUGUUUGCUUCCAGCCUGUUCUGUCCUGAAACAGGCUUUCAGCGCGGGCACCUUCCAAGGAACUGUAAUGUACAGACCACAGUGUAAAUAAAUAGUUGGCUUUUUUGUUCCUGA
This is a messenger RNA of Arvicola amphibius (Eurasian water vole), 6993 nucleotides long. It is a transcript of the gene Rab11fip4, whose product is annotated as RAB11 family interacting protein 4. Bases 270 to 1877 code for a protein of 535 amino acids. Gene Ontology annotation, cellular component: recycling endosome membrane; endocytic vesicle; cleavage furrow. The transcript is spliced from 13 exons. The record is from RefSeq and is a predicted model, not a curated record. NCBI's taxonomy places the organism in Eukaryota, Metazoa, Chordata, Mammalia, Rodentia, Cricetidae. Gene Ontology annotation, biological process: regulation of cytokinesis; endocytic recycling.